This is a messenger RNA of Lycium barbarum (goji berry), 1104 nucleotides long. RefSeq lists its product as uncharacterized. Lineage: Eukaryota; Viridiplantae; Streptophyta; Magnoliopsida; Solanales; Solanaceae. Gene Ontology annotation, molecular function: protein binding. The coding region runs from base 156 to 989 and encodes 277 amino acids. The record is from RefSeq and is a predicted model, not a curated record. The transcript is spliced from 3 exons.
CCUUUGUGUUGUAAUUUUGGAUUCGCCUCUGCCCACACCAGUAUACAGUAUGGUUUCUCCUUGUCACCUUUGUUGGUGUGUUCCACAAAUUGGUUCUCUCUCCAAGCCUUGUACUCUCUAAAGUCCUGUAUUUCGGAAAACAGAAAGAACAAGAAAUGCUUCUGAGAAGUGUCUCUGCACCAAUCUUGAAAUCAUGUGUUAUAGGUCCAUCUCCAGAACCAAUUAUCAGAACCAUUAGUGCUUCAAUUUCUAUCUCCUUAAAUCAUGACCCCAUCAUAAAGAAAAUCUCAACGACUGUAUCAGACCGCAACUUUAAUGAAUUGUACAAAAUCAAGAUUAAGCCUUUUCCAAAAGGAGGUUAUUCUCAGUUUGCUUCAAAAUGCUCACAGAAUCAAGAAACUGUUACCAGCAGUUUGAGUUUUGGUGUUAGUACUAGUAUGUCAUUGGUAUCUGAAAUGGAAAGGUUGGAUCAAGAAUGUGCUGUUUUAGAAAAUGGCGGUGGCAGUGGCAGUGGCGGUGGCCGGAUUUGUGGUGGUGGAGAUGGAAGUGAUCAUGGGUUUGAGAGUAUUGAGGACUAUUAUCAGGAGAUGAUCAAGGUUGAUCCUAAUAAUCUUCUUUUUCUAGGAAACUAUGCCAAAUUCUUGAAAGAGGUUAAAGGAGAUGUUGUGAAAGCAGAAGAGUAUUGUGGAAGAGCAAUAGUGGCAAAUGCAAAUGAUGGGGAUAUAUUUUCACUAUAUGGGGAUUUGGUAUGGGAUGCUCAUAAGGAUGCUGAUAGGGCUGACUGCUACUAUAAUCAAGCUGUGAAGGCUUCUCCUAAUGAUUGUUAUGUUCUUGCUUCAUAUGCUCGGUUUCUUUGGGAUGCUGGGACUGAUGAUGAUGAAGAAGAAGAAGAAGAUGUUGAUAAGGCUACUUAUAUUAUGAAUACUUCAUCAGUCAAUUUCCUUAAAGGAGUAGAUAGUUUCCCCUCACCUCCCAUCACUGCUUCUUGAUUUGUUUCUUUGUUAGUUGUUUUCUUUUGUUGUCUCCUAACAUUGUCACUUUCCUGUAUAUAUGAAAAACAUAAAUGAUGCAAUGUUGAAUAUAUAAUCCUCCUCUCUCAUGUCA